AUGAAACUCAUCAUCACGCUCAUCUGGGCAAAUUUGCUGGCCGGCGUGGUGGCUUUCAAGGUCCGUGGAGCAGCAGAACGUGCAUUCUUCUACUCCGUGUACAUUAUGGAGGAACUCGCUUAUCCAGAUGAUCUCGGUCGCAUGACAAUCGCCAAAAAUUGUAUGGGUACACGUCAGGGGCUGCGUGGACAGGCGAAUCGCUGCUUUCUAAGUGAAUUCAUCGACUUCCUAUGGUCCCCGGAGCCUGGAAAGGAUGCAACGUCAAAACCCGAUGCUGACCUGGUCAACUGGAAAAGCGCGAAAACAGGGGAUUUGACCAAGGGAGAAAUUACAACAAUGACCAGCUGGAUCACUCAAAUAUUGAAUACGAAAGUCAGGGACCCCCUGACCGGUGAAAUUGUCCUCAACAACCCUUCAGAGCCGUGGAACUUUAAGCUCGAGAAAAUCCCAGAACCUGGUUACACGGGCUUUUUGGCAACUAAGAAGCUGUUCCCCGAUGCAGAAGAUUACUAUGACGGAAUUUCAAAAGCGGGGAAAGCUGGCUGGGACGCCAAAAAAGCCUACGCUGAAGACAAAUCCCUAGAAUCGGUCGAUGCUAAAACAAAGACGGAGUGGGAUGAAUGGCCAGGUCGUGUUUCGAAUGGGGCAGCGAGGGUUGCCAACUACCGAGUCCUGGAUAGCGGUAAAUUCAAAUGCGAUCAAAUCGCAGAGAAGCUGCAGGCAGAAUACAACAAGAAAGGAGACGUUACUAGGAGAUCAGUCAGCUUAUUUGGGGGCGACGGGGCUAAGGUUAAGGGAGCAGUUGACCUGGAUGAAGCUACAACGGUGACAAAGUGGGCGGAGCUCACGGGGAAGGACGCAUCAGAGAUCAAUACGAAGAUCCAGGAUUGGCUGGAAGAGCUCGAAACUGCACCAGGGGCUGCGGAGCACAAUAAGGCACUAGAGUCGAGCAAGAAAGCCUUUGCCAAGGUGGAAACAGGUGUUUGCUGA
This is a messenger RNA of Penicillium cataractarum, 990 nucleotides long. RefSeq lists its product as uncharacterized. Lineage: Eukaryota; Fungi; Ascomycota; Eurotiomycetes; Eurotiales; Aspergillaceae. The record is from RefSeq and is a predicted model, not a curated record. The coding region runs from base 1 to 990 and encodes 329 amino acids. The transcript has 2 exons.